This is a messenger RNA of Glycine soja, 759 nucleotides long. RefSeq lists its product as uncharacterized. Bases 40 to 759 code for a protein of 239 amino acids. Gene Ontology annotation, molecular function: metal ion binding. Lineage: Eukaryota; Viridiplantae; Streptophyta; Magnoliopsida; Fabales; Fabaceae. The transcript has 2 exons. The record is from RefSeq and is a predicted model, not a curated record.
GUUACCCCAUUUUUAAAUAGACAAGGUUUGUGGCCAUGCAUGGUAGCUCCAAUGAAAAUAAUUGUUGGUCUUGGCUUAUCACUUGGUAUUGAUAUUCUAGAUGCUCCUGGAGAAACUGGGGACUAUCGAACUUUACUAACAUCAAAAGCAUCAACAAUAGCUAAAGCACUCUCAGCUCCUUUACAGUCCUGUCCCAGAGUUUUUGUACCUGGAGAGGAUGAGCUUAAAGCAGGCCGGCCAGAUGGCUAUGACUUUGGAUUUCUUCAUAUUAAGGCAAUAGACGAUGAUGUUCAUGACAAAGGAAACAUCCUCAAAGUCAAAGCAUUAGAAGCGGUAGAUAAAGCCUUGGGACAGCUGGCAGGGCUUCUAUGGGUAGCAGAAUCAACAGGAAAAUUUCAGUUUUUCCUUUGUGCCAAAGGAGAUCACUCUACUCCAGUAGAAUAUGGAGAUCAUAGCUUUGAAUCAGUCCCGUUCGCAAUUUGCCGAUUGAAAGACUUUGUUGGUGCAAUUGGGGAAUCCACUAUUUCCAAAUCUUCUCUUGACCCAUUUCCUAUUCCAAGUGUUAAGUCGGGUGAAGAUUUGCUUGAUGAUUUGGAAACAAAAGAGAGAAGAGACAAAUGUUGUGAAGCUUAUAGAGGUGAUUCAGUUUAUCAGAUGAAUGAAGCGGCAGUUGCAAAGGGAUGUCUGGGGUGUAUCCCUGGGGGAGAAAUGGUUGGAAUUAUAAAGAAAUUCAUUAACUUAGAUGCAGGAACUAAUUAA